Messenger RNA from Phytophthora nicotianae INRA-310, 366 nucleotides. RefSeq lists its product as hypothetical. Bases 1 to 366 code for a protein of 121 amino acids. NCBI's taxonomy places the organism in Eukaryota, Oomycota, Peronosporomycetes, Peronosporales, Peronosporaceae. The transcript has 2 exons. The record is from RefSeq and is a predicted model, not a curated record.
AUGUCUAUGAGCACAGCAACGGCGCGUGGGGACGCUUUAAGUAUUGAAAGUGACCCAGAUGGUUAUCUCCUAUUCGUGACAGUCCUCCAGUGCGAUAAAAAUGGUGUCGUGAAGUGUACAAGUACAAGUGAUACCAUACAUUACGGCGGAACUUGGAGAAUUGUGGAGCCUCGUGUUACCAUCAGCUGUGUGCCAAACGUGCCUACUCUGCGUGAUGAUCUUACUGGUACGGAGCGACAAGAUUUUAUUGUGGAGCUGACGAAGUGUGGAAAGACUCCGGCCGAGAUCGAGCGAAUUGUGAUACGUAUGUUUAAUUCACCACUAGUGUCUUCGUCAAAGGCAGCGACUUAUAUUGAGAAGAAGUAG